Molecule: messenger RNA, 1868 nt
Organism: Camelina sativa (false flax)
Lineage: Eukaryota; Viridiplantae; Streptophyta; Magnoliopsida; Brassicales; Brassicaceae
Product: DNA polymerase epsilon subunit B-like
Biological process (GO): error-prone translesion synthesis; DNA-templated DNA replication
Cellular component (GO): epsilon DNA polymerase complex
Molecular function (GO): DNA binding
Source: RefSeq, a predicted model, not a curated record
CUUAAUUUUUUUUUUCGUUUUCCGCUAAUUUGGUGGGUUGGGUUUUUCCCGAAGAUUCCCGCCCAGAAAGAAAAAUGUAAGGUUUCAGAGGAGAGAGAGAGAGAGAGAGAGAGAGAUAAGAGUCUUCGAUUCGAAACGAAGAAAGCAAAAAGAGGCAGGGAGAAUGAGAAGGUGUACGAGGAGGAGAUAUAUACAGAAGCAAUUCAGAAUAAGAGGGUACCACCUCAUUCAUAAUCGAUGCCUUAGACAUGAUUGUAGACUUCCCAGAUGAAGAUAUCAAUCAUCUUCUCAAUCUCCUUCAGCAGGAAUCGCGUUCUUCUUCUAUAAUCGAUGUGGAAUCAAUUGAAAACGUGAUUAACGCGGCGGCGGCAGAAGAAUCGACUGUUUAUCCCUUGGCCAUCAUCGACAAUGUGUUUCUGGUGCCAAAAUAUCGAUAUGAUGUUUGUUAAUAAGCGAUUCAUCCAGUAACUAAGGCUUCUACUUUCUUCUGUUACUAAGACUUUGUCAGUUGAUGGAUUGGUAGGCAUGUGAGUAAUCUGCCUGUUCACGGCGAGGCUUCUGCAAAAAUACAAGUAUACAGGGAACGUUUCAGAUUGCUGUUGCAGAGAGUUUCUCGCUCUGAGUAUUUUUCUAGCCCAGCAUUUGAUGCUGAAAUAUCGCAAUCUAACAAAUACGAGAUAUCUUCCAUCCAGUCUCUAAUCGGUCUGACGGGAACGAAAUGGGUGAUGGGCUUGAUAUCACAGAUGGAAGAUGGGCACUUCUACCUUGAAGACCUUUCAGCUUCUGUAGAGGUUGAUUUGUCCAAAGCAAAGAUAACCACUGGUUUUUUCACAGAGAAUACUAUCCUUUUCGCAGAAGGUGAAAUGCACAACGGCAUCUUUCAGGUUAUUACAUGCGGGUUUCCUCCUUUAGAAAACAGGGAUAACACGUUAAAGGUACACCCUGAGGAUGACUUCUUCGGAUGUGGCAGGCCAGAUAAACGAAAAAAGGUUCUCGGGAAGUUGGAAACAGUUCUUGAUCGUUUUGAAAGAGUGAAGAUAGUGCCCUCUUUGUUAGUUUUCAUGGGAAGCUUUUGUUCUCGCCCAUGCAACUUAUCAUUUUGUUCUUAUUCAAGCCUUAGGCAGCAGUUUGGUAAACUUGGGAGAAUAAUUGGAAACCAUCCACGGCUAAAAGAAAGCAGUCGGUUUUUAUUCAUUCCAAGUCCUGGUGACGCAGGUCCUUCGACAGUCUUGCCAAGAUGCAGUUUACCAAACUAUUUAACUGAAGAGCUUCGAGGCAUUAUUCCCAAUGCGAUUUUUUCAAGCAAUCCUUGCAGAGUAAAGUUCUAUAACCAGGAUAUUGUGUUCUUCCGACAAGACGUUGUGUACCGAAUGAGCCGUUCAUGCUUAAUAUCCCUUUCCUCAGAAGAAACUAAUGACCCCUUUGAGGACCUUGAUUCCACAAUAAUUCAUCAGAGCCAUCUUUGUCCUCUACCUCUCAUGGAGCAACCCAUCAUUUGGAACUAUGAUCACUGUCUACAACUGUAUCCAACUCCUCAUACGAUAGUAUUAGGUGACAAGAGUGAGCGAAAGGUGUGCAAGUUUGGGGGAGCAACAUGUUUCAAUCCGGGCUCCUUUUCAACUGAUAGCACCUUCGUAGCUUAUCGGCCUUCCACUCAAAAAGUCGAACUCUCUGCUCUGUGAUUCUCUUUUCAGACAAAAAUCCUGGGAUCAAAACAUAACUUUAUGUCCUCUUCCUUGUUCCAUUGUUGUAUUAUUAUUAUUAUUAUCUCCUAGACACGUGAUCUCUUUAAUUUAACCAAAUCUAUUCAAUGCCUGCCUGCCUGCAUAUAGAUCGACCAUAUCAGAGAAGGGUCAAUCUGAAUCAUC